UCCAAAGCGGCCAAACCUUAACCUGGCUGGCGCUGUGAGGACUGGAGUGGGAAUGAAUAAGGGGAGUAUUAACGACACGUCGGGAAUGGAGAAGUUCUUGGAGGAAUAACGCGGAGGAAAUAAGCGCCGGGGUACAUGUGACGUGUCCGUUUUUAUAGUUGAACUUUUACGCGUCGCGGUUCUUGUUUUCUUUUGCCUCCACCCGACUUCAUUGACUGUUCGCAGCAGCAGCAGCCGCAGCCGCAGCGGAGGCGCUGAAACCCGGCGGAAGUAGCAGCUGAUCCCGUCCUCUGAUCACCGUCUGGACCCAGCGACAGGGUUGGGUACGGAAACCCGGUGCCAAUAUCCUUGUUCCUAUACGGAAAAGUUUCUAUACGACCGGUAUGGACCUGACUAAAUGGCAGCAGGGCUUGUCUUCGCUAGAACAUGGACUAAAAUUAAAGAGGAACCAGCUGCAUCAUCAUAUUCAUCACCACUGUGGACAUAUACACGCUAGCUUCCCCCUGACAUGGCCUCCUCCCCCGGGCUGGUUGCUAACACGUUACCGCUGCUUCAGCUACAGGAGGUGGACUCCAGCAAAUCUUCCGAGCGGCAGAGCUCCCCUGGACUCCUGCCCGCCGUAUACAGCCCUCCUCUGGGCAUGGACAGCCACCCCGUCUGCAUCCCCUCUCCGUACGCAGACAGCAGCCACGAGUACAACCACGGCCACGGCCCUCUGACCUUCUACGGCCCGUCCGUGCUGAGCUACGCCAGGCCACCCGUCACUGACAGCCCGUCGUCUCUGUGCCCCUCCCUCAGCCCGUCAGCCUUCUGGCCCUCCCACAGCCACCCCAACAUGCCCUCACUGGCUCUGCGCUGCUCUCAGCCGCUCGUCUACAAUGAACCCAGCCCACAUGCAGCCUGGCUGGAGCCCAAAACCCACAGCAUCAAUGCCAACAGCUCCAUCAUCGGCUGCAACAAGCCGCUGGGGAAGAGACCAGGGGAGGGAGUGGAAGGCAUGAACUCCUCCCUGUGUUCGUCUGCUGUGGGGAAGGCCGACAUGCACUUCUGCGCCGUGUGCCACGACUACGCCUCGGGGUACCACUACGGUGUGUGGUCCUGCGAGGGCUGCAAGGCUUUCUUCAAGAGGAGCAUCCAAGGACACAACGACUACAUCUGCCCCGCCACAAAUCAAUGCACUAUCGACAAGAACCGACGUAAAAGCUGCCAGGCCUGCCGCCUACGUAAAUGCUAUGAAGUGGGCAUGAUGAAGUGUGGUGUAAGGCGUGAGCGCUGCAGCUACCGGGGAACCCGACACCGCCGCGGUGGACUCCAGCUCCGGGAUCAGACCGGCAGGGGUUUGGUCCGGGUGGGGCCGGGUGCUCGGGCCCAGCGGCAUCUCCACCUGGAGGCUCCUCUCGCCCCGCCUCCCCCCCUCCCUCAGGCCAACCACGCACACCAAUCGGGCAUGAGCCCAGAGGAGUUCAUCUCCCGCAUCAUCGAGGCGGAGCCCCCAGACAUCUACCUCAUGGAGGACCUGAAGAAGCCCUUCACCGAGGCCAGCAUGAUGAUGUCCCUCACCAACCUGGCGGACAAGGAACUGGUUCUCAUGAUCAGCUGGGCUAAAAAGAUCCCUGGCUUUGUAGAGCUGAGUCUAGUGGACCAGAUCCACCUGCUGAAGUGCUGCUGGCUCGAGAUCCUGAUGUUGGGCCUGAUGUGGAGGUCGGUGGAUCAUCCUGGAAAACUCAUCUUCUCUCCCGACUUCAAACUCAACAGGGAGGAGGGAGUGUGCGUGGAGGGCAUCAUGGACAUUUUCGACAUGCUGCUGGCAGCCACGUCUCGGUUUCGUGAGCUGAAGCUUCAGCGGGAGGAGUAUGUUUGUCUGAAGGCCAUGAUCCUCCUCAACUCCAAUGUAGUGACGAGCUCCCCUCAGACGGCCGAGGAGCUGGAGAGCAGGAACAAGCUGCUGCGUCUGCUGGACUCGGUGAUCGACGCUCUGGUCUGGGCCAUUUCCAAACUGGGCCUGUCAACCCAGGAGCAGACUCUGCGCCUUGGACACCUCACCAUGCUGCUCUCCCACAUCCGCCACGUCAGUAACAAAGGCAUGGACCAUCUGUCCACCAUGAAGAGGAAGAACGUGGUGCUGGUGUACGACCUCCUCCUGGAGAUGCUGGACGCCAGCACGUCCAGCAGCGGCAGUCAGGCGUCGUCCUCGCCCAGCUCCGACACAUACUCGGACCAGCACCAGUACCAGUACCCUCCUCCCCCAUCUCACCCGCAGAUGGCCCCAGAGCACACGGCCGCCGGCCAGACCGCCGUGCCUCCGCAUGGACCCGCCGAAGCCCCGACCCUGAACAGACACCUGCAGGCUGCGCCCCCCCAGUCCCAGUCCUCACCUUCAAUUCACAUGGACAGCAAUGAGUACAUCCAUCAGUGGUCAAUGGAUACGGGGGAGACAGGUCUGUCGGCAGAACUGACAGACUACAUCGUCACCGAUCGAGUCGUCAUGGAAACCGCCUUAGAGGGGUGACUGGCCUGAAAGAGACUAACUGAGAUUGAACCUUUCAUGGCUUUCCAUCCCCCAGAGAUCGAGAAAAGGAAACAAACAAAAAAUUAUAAAAAAAUAAAUAAAAAAAAAGCAGAAAGCGCUGUUGUGAGGUAAAGUGUUUUUAGUCUUUGAAAACGUUUCAACGUUUUUGAUCGAAUGUAUAUUUUACGUGCAUUAAUAUUUCUUUGUGAAUGUGAAUUGGACCUCUGCCAGUCAGUUUGAGCUCUUUUUUGAUAUACAGUAUUUGUAUCUCUUUUUUCACCUCGGUAUAACAUCCAGAACAAGCCAUCUACAAUCUGCAAUGACUAACAAAAAAGUUGCAUGUGGUCCAUUUCCAUAAGGGAUGUUAGUCAUAUAGCUAAAGAAAAAAAAGGGCGGUGUUUUCUAUCACACUGGGGUGUUUUUCUCCUUCACUACUACUUGUAUUUGUGUGUUAAUGGUGCCUGUUUAUCCAGGAUUUUUCUACUCUUUGUACAAACUACAAGUUUCAGUGGAGUCAAGAAUCAGCUGUUUGUGGCCUUUAAACAAAAUGACUGUUAACGUGAGCUUUCUUCUUGUUCGUCUGGUUAAACUAAGGCUGGAUUUACACAGUAGGAUAUGUGGCACAAAUCCUCUUUAACACUUGGAAAAAAAGUCAAAUUUAAUUCAAUACACUACACGAGUUGACUGCCCUUUUUUAAGGUAUUAAAAGUUAUUGUGUAAAUAUAUCAACCUUUUUACUGUACAUAUGUUACAUUCCUAACAUAAAUUGCUCGGCACCGGCAUAAGUCAAAUUAACCCAGUGCCGAUUUACUGUAUGUAACUACGAUGUAUAGUCGUAGAUUUAAAGACCCCUUUAAAAGCUAUUCAAUGAAGUCCUGUCCGCCUUAGCUGUAGACUAAAGCAAACAUACCAAAUGUAGGCAUAUUAUUAAUAUAACUAUGCUAACUGUAUGCAUUUUAGGAUACUACCACGCUAAAAAUUACACGCUAAACAUUAGUUUGGUUAUUGUACGCACGUCGAUGUACUCACAUUAGCGUGUCAGCACCGUAACGGUCUGUCGGCCGUAGCUGUAAUUCAAGAGAAAAGCUAACAUGAUGUGCUAACAUCAGCGUGUAGCUAAACAAGCUAACAUGCCAAAUUUACAUUCAAUGUAACUUUGUAAAAUUGUAGUGUGUUUGGCUGCAAAGAAAGUAAAAUUUGCAACCAUAAGGAUGUUUAUUCAAUCUACUUUUUAAAGCAAGUGCCCUUUAUGUAGUAUAUUAAAGUACAGUAGACCAGAUCUCAUUAUUUGCAAUUAUUUUAGGACACAACUCCUAUUGGCCAGUUUAAACUAACUACUAUCACACCUGCAGUAGGCGGUCACUUGUAGCCUACCCUAGUGCAGGCAGCGAACAUCGCAAACCAAGCAAACACGACAGAACCGUCAAUGUUCUUUGUGUAAUUUGCGCACUUUCCCGAAUGGACAACGCACGAGCAUUGGCUCGUUUAGUUGUUUUUGGCUUUAUGGACACGAGGAACCAUUGGCUCAUGUCCUAUUGUCUUCUCGCAUGUUUAAAGCCUCAAGUUUGGGGCUUGUUUGCCGUGGUGUUUUUGACUACGUCCUCGUAACCGCACCGCUGUUCUCUCGGAAGAGAACCGUCCCAGUUCGGGUUUGCUUUGAAACGGAAAGAGUUAAUCCUCGGAAUAUUGGAUUUAUACCGCAAAUGCAUAAUUGAUGUCCUUUUUGGAUGUUAAGACGUGACCCGCGCCACUUCUCUGCCAAUGUAAAUUCAACCUUAGUGCCAGAUUAUCCUGCCACUGCUAAAUAAUCACUAUCCUUUUUUUUCUGGUGUCUGUACUGUAGCUUGUGCAUGCAUGCAACACACACACACACACACACACACACACACACACACCUAAAUCUGAUGCUGAAAAUAUUUCUGUUUGUGCACAACACACAUUCAUAUUUCAGAUCUUGUAGAAGUUUUUGCCGGUCAAACCAUCAGCUCUAUCUUAGCUGUGUCUCUACACACUACACACACAAUUUAUUGUCAAUUGAAAAUUUACAAUCUAUACAUUCCAUAAAUGACAGUUCACAAAAUAAAUCCAACUUUACACAA
Messenger RNA from Sander lucioperca (pikeperch), 4608 nucleotides. RefSeq names its product estrogen receptor 2b (gene esr2b). Gene Ontology annotation, biological process: regulation of DNA-templated transcription; cellular response to estradiol stimulus; estrogen receptor signaling pathway. Bases 509 to 2509 code for a protein of 666 amino acids. The record is from RefSeq and is a predicted model, not a curated record. The transcript is spliced from 11 exons. Gene Ontology annotation, molecular function: nuclear estrogen receptor activity; steroid binding; nuclear receptor activity. NCBI's taxonomy places the organism in Eukaryota, Metazoa, Chordata, Actinopteri, Perciformes, Percidae. Gene Ontology annotation, cellular component: nucleus.